UCUAUUCGGUUGUUAUGAUGCCUACGGAAAGCUUUUAUACACUGUGAUUUUGUAGAGUUCUCUUUAAUUGUGCCUGAGAAAAAUUGCCACAAUGUCUGCUGAGAAGGAAAGACGAUACCAGGAACUCUACAAGAACCGCUUUGUGAAUCCCAUUGACCAAGGCGUGGGGAGACGCACUGGUUGGGUGUUGAACAAAGAGGUACGCAAAGACAGUGAGGGCUUUGAGGUGUUUGAUGACUACUGGUCUGACUCUGGUGAAGAAAGUAUUGAAGAUCUAUCUCUUCAUGCCAACAAAGAAAAUAAAGAAAAACGGUAUAAGCUGAGUUCACCUAUCAAGCAUAUGCUACCCUUCACACCGAGCUCCCGCGGUGGAAGCACAGACGCCGAACCUCUCUCAGACAUCCCGUCCAAGAAGGUGCAGUCAAAUUCUUUUGCAAUCGCAGAGCCCCACUCUGACUCGAUAGUCGUCGAGAGCGUCCAGACUGGAGGGAACAACGCCUCAGAGUCUCAACAACUGACACAGCCGGAAACCAGUGAGGAGGUUGCCGUCGGUAAAGGUGAUGUUGUUGAUGAUGUUGCCACAGCAACACCAACUCGAGAGGAGGGAGGGAUACAGGAGUCAGAUAUCACUGGGAGUAUCAUCAAGGGUGGGACGUCGUUCCUAGCGCCUCAUUCUGCCCUGCAGGAGUUCAAGACAAAAACAAGGUUACAGUUUGAUGAUGACGAUGUGGAAGACCGACCGAGACGAAGAUCAACUCGCACAAAGCAAGCUAGAGAGAAGGGUCUGGACAACCUGAGCGAAGAAGGCAGCACUUCGGAGGAAACACUAAAAGCAUCUCACUCUAGCGAGGGUUCGCAGGAGCUAAAGACAGCAACGGAGACUUCUUCGGCUUCGGCAGGAGAAGAGCAACCACAGAAGAGAAGUUUUUCUCUGAUUCAAGAGAGAGCAUCCUUGCAAGAGUCGACAUCUAAGACGAUUAAAGGGGUGUCUCCGGCCACCGAGAGACAGACAUCCUUGUUGGUGGAUAAAGAAGAGAGUCUGGUAUCUGGUGUCGGUUCAACUCAUCAAACUUUGGAGAAGGAAAGAGUAAUUACAGAAGCCUCUAGAGCUGCUUCACAGCCAAGAGCCAUCAGAAAGGACAGUAUAACUCAGGAGCAAAGGAAGUCUGUUGGCGUCACGAAAGAGACAGCAAAGUCGACCAGACGGCGGAGGAAGCCAAACAAGAUGCAUGUAGAGGAGGACGGAGAUCUCUCGGGAGAGGAAGGGAUGUUUAUAUCGCUCCAGAAGUCUGUGGUCAACCGGCACGAUGGGACCAAGGAGGCAGUGUCAGAUUUGAUCACGAGUGUCCUGAGUGAUCAGUCAUUCCAGGAUGCCGACGAUGAAGGGGUCAUCGACAUCGUUCAGAAUGACCACUCCUACAAAUCAACCCGGACAAGAAAGAGCAGAGGUACUUCAAAAGCUAAGGGUGGAUCUUUACCCCAGGAUGAGCCGGUUUCUAAAGCCAGGAAGAGGAAAGGAAGACCAAGACAAAGUGACAAACAGGACAUGUCCAAAGCGGAGUUGAUUGAUGGUGCAGUUGAAGAGGUGUUGCCAGUGCCACAGCCUGAGCCUGUUCAGUCAAACCAAGGAGGCAUGCCACGUGCCUCAAGUGAAGACAGUGAUAUCAAUGUUACAAAAUCAACAGCUUCCUCAAGAUCCUCACGGACGCGUAAAUCAAAGAAGACUACGGGAGAAGCUACCAGUGGUAGUGGAGAAGGUAGCCAAGAGUCGCAGCAGUCAGGAACAGAUGUUGCCAACAAGAGUCGAAAUCGAUCUAGGAGAAGACCAACUAAAAAGACAAAGCAGAACUCAACUGUUGCAGGAGAUGAGAUGAGCUCCACGGGAACUGAUGAAGAACGAGGUCAAAGAACGCGGAGGAAGCCUAGAGGAAGGAAGGUAGCAGUCGUUGUCGGAGAUGAGGUUGCAGUCGAUGUUGGAGGUGAGGUUGCAUUCGAUGUCGGAGGUGAGGACAUCGGUGUGGUAGAUGGAGACUCUGGUGGGGAUGCGGUUGAUAGUUUAUCAAGUGGAAAGACAAAAAGGCAAAGGAACAGGUCUGAUAAAACCAAGAAAGGUUCUGAAUCUAGUCUUGUGGAUGUCAAGGAAGUAGAGUCAUCCACUGUCUUCAACUCAUCAGGCGCUAAUCACACAAUGGAGGUCAACAACGAUGAAGCGCUGAGAGAGGUCAGACCCCAAGAGCAGAUCCCCUACCACACAUCCUUUAGGAAAUCCCUCGGAAAUAAACGUGCCAGUGUUCACUUUGGCAGUGUUUAUGUAGUCUCGUCAGACACAGAUGGUGUUGAAGCCACUCCGGGAAGCAUUCCAUCCUCGUCUCUCGUCGCUCCAGAUGAUGAUGACAGAAUCCCAAGAAAGAGGUUCAAAGGGACACCUGGAGCAAACCGAAGCCAGAACCACUCAAUCGCAGCCAUUGAUGCUACUCAACCCAAUGAGUGGUCUAGAAAGAGGAGCAUCGAGAAUGGGUCGGAGGUCGUUGCAGCAACGAAGAAGCCAGGGGAGCCAACAAGAGGCAGAAAGGGAAGACGAGGCAAGAGGAAGCUAUACUCUGGAGAUCUCUCUACCACCGUCCUAAUUGAACCCUCUCAGAGAUUAUCUCAGAGUAGCACCCAAUCCACAGCUGACGUCUACGAUAUUGACUCUAGCAUCCCUCCUGAGGCAGAGGGUUCGUUCAAAGUUCCACAAGGAAGCUUGUCGUCGGGACGGGGAAAGGGACGAGGUAGAAGCAGAGGGAAGGGGAGGGGGAGGGGGAAAGCAACAAGGUUGGACUCCACUAAAGAUGCCGCAUCAGAGACUCAAGUCAAACCAGCCAGUGAUGCAGUGAUGGAUUUUCUGAGCAAGUAUGAGUAUGAGAAGUCUGGCGAGUCAGCAGAGUCGAGCGACGAUCCCUCAGAGAGUCCCAUGGAGAGUUCCGAUGGAGCCAACCGGGAGGCCACUCACUCUGCGAUUACUCCCAAGACACUGUCCACAACGGUCUACCCCGAACCGACACCUCGCUCUAUCCUGAAGGACCCAACAAAGCAAACCAAUAAUCGACAGAAGAAGAAUUUACAGCUGCAGUUCUUUGAAGUUCCCAAAGCCAAAGCAAUUAUAGUUCAACCAGAUGAUGAGGAGAACGGUCAACGCAGGACAAGGCGUAACAGAGUGCGCCCUCUGGAGUUUUGGCGCAAUGAGAGAGCGGUCUAUCAACGUAGGAUGUCCGGUGGUUUCGCUCUAGCCGGGGUAGAUUCACCGGCGGUAAGCAGUCCCGAACAUCGCCCUCAAAGGGCAGAAAGAGGCAAGAAGAAACUGCCACAUACUCCUGCUGAUCUAUCCAUGCAUGGAACCCCACCCCCGGGGGGUAAAGUGGCAGAACACCCAGCAAUGACGGUGGUAAACCCGGACACACAAGAAGAGGUAGUAGUGGACACUGUAAAGACGGCCAAGAUGUACAAGUUUGUUGGGCCGAGCGGCAAAGAGGCAACUGAUGAAGACCCAAUAACACUCUGCAAGUGCAUCUCACAGAAAGCCUUCUCUUCAGGCAUUCUGACCAUCCGGCCGUUAAGCGAGAAGGGAUUACAGCUCGUUCGUAAUGACACCAUGGUAUUCUACAUCACUAGAGGCAAGGUAGCGGUUACCAUCCACCAUACUACCAGUAUCAUGCAGAACGGAGACAUGUUCUUUGUGCCGCAAGGUAACUUGUACAACGUGAAGAAUCUGCGACGUGACGAGGCCAAGCUUGUUUUCUUCCAGCACAAAGGCCGAUGAAGAUCGCUGGUGAGGACCCUCAAGAUACGGCCACGCCUGAAGUGGCUAGAGCUAUGGCUAGAUUUCGAUGUCAUCAUGCGUUGAAGUAUAGGACAUCCUUAGCAACAGGCUUAACAACAGUCGUA
Messenger RNA from Asterias rubens (European starfish), 3924 nucleotides. RefSeq lists its product as uncharacterized. Gene Ontology annotation, cellular component: kinetochore. The record is from RefSeq and is a predicted model, not a curated record. Gene Ontology annotation, biological process: attachment of mitotic spindle microtubules to kinetochore; spindle attachment to meiosis I kinetochore; kinetochore assembly. The coding region runs from base 92 to 3799 and encodes 1235 amino acids. Gene Ontology annotation, molecular function: centromeric DNA binding. The transcript is spliced from 14 exons. Lineage: Eukaryota; Metazoa; Echinodermata; Asteroidea; Forcipulatida; Asteriidae.